Molecule: messenger RNA, 1158 nt
Organism: Lasiosphaeria miniovina
Lineage: Eukaryota; Fungi; Ascomycota; Sordariomycetes; Sordariales; Lasiosphaeriaceae
Exons: 4
Coding region: 1-1158 (385 amino acids)
Source: RefSeq, a predicted model, not a curated record
AUGUCAAACGACACUCUAUUGACCGACGAGUAUGUCGCCGACAUCCUAGCCAAGGAAGCGAGCGAUGCAUCGGUCAGAUAUUCGGCCAUGGGGCUCGAAGCCCUCCGAUCAUCAAAACCUGCGAACAAAGCGAAGCCCAACACACGCUUUCUGGGACGCAUCAUCAAAGAGACCACCAACCAUAAUGCUGCAUUGCUGGCUAGAGAAGCCGCCGAGGCCCAGGCUCGUCUGGACGGCUUGACCGAGGCCGAAGACAAGAAGCGGCGCAAGCUGAAGCCCAGCGCCGUGGACACGCGGCAGCGACAGUUGGGCGACAUCUCGUCGUAUCUUUUGGGCGGAAAGCGCAAGCAUGGGCAAGAUCCAGGGAAGCUAGCGCCAGAGCAAGCUGUUGCCGGGAUCAACAAAGAUAAGACGCCCUGUAAUCCGGCGGGGGAUCACGAGAGGAAAGAGAGUCGACGUCACAGAGACAUAGAUCGACACGACAGAGACAGAGACAGAGACAGAGACAGAGACGGACACAGGGAUGGUGCGGCACGGGAAAGUGCAAAACAACGAACCCGUUCACAAUCGCCCAUACGACAGCAGAGAAAGGGCCACCGAAACCGGUCUCCGCUGAGCAAUGGAAAGGGCGAUGAAGAAUACGAAGAGCAUACCCGGCGAACAGGCGGCGAAGACGGCAGGAGGAUUCUGGGAAGGGCUAGGAGGGAUCUCUUUGCUGACCUUGUGCCUUCUAGUGGGACUAGUAGGCGCGGUCGGUUAGCUGAAGAAGAAGACGGCAACGAUUUCGAUCCGCUAGAGGACCUCAUUGGACCGGCUCCGCCACCGCAGUCUCCGCCGCCCGUGCGCACGCGUGGAAGGGGCGCCGCACGGGGUGCCGCCGCGAUGGACAGCCGCUUCUCUGAAGACUACGAUCCAUUGUCCGACGUCCAUCCCGACCUCCCUGAAGCGAAUGACGACUGGGGCGAGUCAGUUGAGUUGUAUCGCGACCGCCAGAAAUGGAAGCAGCAAGGCGCGGCCAGGCUUCGUGACGCAGGCUUCACAGAGGAUCAAAUAAAGAAGUGGGAAAAGGGCGGUGACAAGGACAUUGAUGAUGUCCGAUGGAGCAAGCCGGGCGAAGGACGCGAAUGGGAUAGGGGGAAGGAGAAAGGAGAAGAUUGA